Castor canadensis (American beaver) is the source of this 1427-nucleotide messenger RNA. The record is from RefSeq and is a predicted model, not a curated record. NCBI's taxonomy places the organism in Eukaryota, Metazoa, Chordata, Mammalia, Rodentia, Castoridae.
AGGAAGCAGCCACCAGUGGCAGGCCCAAAGUCUGAGGAGGGUUCUGAGGCUGUACUCCCCAGGCACAGGAGUGUGUUCCAUAUCGAGUGGCCGUCCAUAAGGAGAAGAAGCAACGUGUUUGGAAAAGGCGAAUACCAAGAGAGACAAACCAAAGAGCUAUCCCCCUAUCCAUACCAGAAGUCCACAGUGGAGCUGCUUGAUCUGGACACCAUGGAGGAGAACUCUGAGAUCAAGAUAGAAACCAACAUAUCCGAGAUGUCCUGGAUUCAAAGUUCCAUGUCUGCCGGGAGGAAGAAGAUCAGCAAAGCCCUCAGCUACAUCACAGGAGAGAUGAAGGAAUGUGGAGAGAGUCUUAAAGACAAAUCCCCAGUGUUCCAGUUUCUCGACUGGGUGCUCCGAGGCACAUCUCAGGUGAUGUUUGUGAACAAUCCCCUCAGUGGCAUCCUCAUUAUCAUAGGCCUCUUCAUCCAGAACCCCUGGUGGGCCAUCUCAGGCUGCCUGGGUAUCAUUGUGUCCACCCUGACUGCCCUCAUCUUGAGUCAGGACAGGUCAGCCAUCGCCGCAGGACUCCAUGGAUACAACGGGGUGCUCGUGGGGCUACUGAUGGCUGUGUUCUCAGACAAGGGCGACUAUUACUGGUGGCUUCUGCUCCCUGUCAUUGUUAUGUCCAUGUCUUGCCCCAUCCUCUCCAGUGCCCUGAGCACCAUCUUCAGCAAGUGGGACCUGCCAGUCUUCACAUUGCCAUUCAACAUUGCUGUGACCCUGUACCUGGCAGCCACAGGCCACUACAACCUCUUCUUCCCCACGACGCUGCUGCAACCUAUAUCCUCUGUGCCCAAUCUCACUUGGUCAGAGGUCCAAGUACCCUUGCUUUUGAGAGCCAUCCCUAUUGGAAUUGGACAAGUGUAUGGCUGCGACAACCCCUGGACCGGAGGCAUCUUCCUCAUAGCUCUGCUCAUAGCUUCACCUCUCAUCUGCCUGCAUGCAGCUAUUGGAUCCAUCACAGGGAUAUUAGCAGCACUCAGCAUUGCCACACCCUUUGACUCCAUCUACUUUGGCCUGUGUGGCUUCAACAGCACUCUUGCAUGCAUCGCCAUUGGAGGCAUGUUCUACGUCAUCACCUGGCAGACGCACCUCCUGGCCAUCGCCUGUGCUCUGUUUGCAGCCUACCUGGGUGCCGCCCUAGCCAACAUGUUGUCUGUGUUUGGAUUACCACCGUGUACCUGGCCCUUCUGCCUCUCAGCGCUCAUCUUCCUGCUCCUGUCAACCAACAACCCCACCAUCUACAAGCUCCCGCUCAGCAAAGUCACCUACCCAGAGGCCAACCGCAUCUACUACCUUUCCCAGGAGAGAAACAGGAGGGCACCAACCAUAACAAAGUACCAGGCUUAUGAUGUCUCCUAGGUUGCCCGUUCCAAAACAUGUCA